GCUUUGGGGCUUCAUUCACCAUUUUGCGACUGUAGUGUAGAAAAUACAGGGCAGUAGUUUUUCCUCCUUUUAAGUUGCUUUGCCGGAGAAACAUGAACGGCCGCUAAUUGGCAGCUGCGGACGACUGGUCACCCUGCCCUAUUUUACCCGGCGGACUCAACACAGAAACACACCGGGGUACUAUAUUAGCUCUGAGUCUCUGGAAUAAGGUGGGCAAGUGCCGAAGUCGCGCAACGAAGACAAGACAGGAUGAAAGAGGGAGGCCUCGGCAGAGGAGGAAAAUAGAGAGAAAGGAAAGGAGGGGAAAGAAGAAAAAAACUAGGCAGAGCAAGCAAGGAACACCAAGGAGAAUCUCUGGGAUAAAUAAAUAAAAAGACUUGUUUGGAGAAAAGGCAAGCUAGAUGAAAAGAUGAAGCCGAUUAAAAAGCAGGGCCGGCGCUCUCCUCCCUCCACCCGGGCCAAAGGGGGGAAGCGUCGCGGAGUGGGGGAUGUCCCAGAAGGAGGGGAGAAGAGAGACUCAGAUGAGAACAGAGAUAGAAGCAGAUCCCCGCAAAACCAAACUCCCUCCUCUUCAUUUUCUUCUAAUUCACAUUCAGAGUCCUCCCAGGCGGACCCAAUCAGGGCGCGGGACACUUCGGAGGGGGAGGGGCUUCACAGAGAGGCGCUGUCAGAGACGCUUAUGAUGGAUUCUGGGAAAUUGUUGACGCCCUCGGACGACAGAUCAGGGAGGUCAGCUGUGAGCGGCGGCAGCCACAGCGACAGUGGUGGUAGCAGUUGUAGUAACAGCAGUACGCCGAGCGCCAACAACAGCCCGAACCCGCCUCCAGCCGGAAAACGGCGACCUUCAAGGCCCGCGUCCCCAAGAAGAAGUACACCUCUGAACACUGCUUGUCUACUACUGCUGGUAACCAUAGCAACCCUGCCUCCAGCACGCCCCCUCCUCUUACUCUGAGUGGUGGGGU
This is a messenger RNA of Lates calcarifer (barramundi perch), 962 nucleotides long. RefSeq names its product putative protein TPRXL. NCBI's taxonomy places the organism in Eukaryota, Metazoa, Chordata, Actinopteri, Centropomidae. Bases 410 to 952 code for a protein of 180 amino acids. The transcript has 2 exons. The record is from RefSeq and is a predicted model, not a curated record.